GGCUGAAGAAGGUGACAGACGACAUGAAGACCCACAAGAACCCCGCCCUCCGCAAAGGCCCCGCCCCCUUCAAGGCCGGUGGCGGAUCCCCCAAGCCCGCCCCGUCCCCCAAGCCGAGUACCACAAGAACAACCGGGAGAUCGUGUUGGACCAGACGGAGCUGAGACAGUCGGUGUACGUGUACCGCUGCGAGGGCUGCACCAUACAGGUCAAGGGCAAGAUCAACUCCAUCAUCCUGGAUUCGUGCAAGAAGACGGCCAUUGUGUUCGACGAGCUGGUCGCCUGCCUUGAGUUUGUCAACUGUCAGAGUAUGCAGGCCCAGGUCAACAGAACUGUGCCGACAGUUAGCAUUGACAAGACAGACGGUUGCCAGAUUUUCCUGAGUGAGAAGUCCUUGGACACUGAGAUCGUUUCAGCCAAGUCCUCAGAGAUGAACAUCAUGGUGCCUCAGGGCAGUGGAGACAUCAAAGAGUUUGCCCUUCCCGAACAAUUCAAGACGGUGUACAACGGGAAGCAGAUGGUCACCCAGCCGUCCGACCUGGUCUAGAAGCUAAGCAGCGCCGCAGAUGUCGCAACUACUACUAGAGAAACUAUUUGCCUUAUUGACUCUGCCAUUAGCAUGAUUUCACAUUAUAAGUCAUUUCGGAAAUAAUAGUAAUUUUUUUGUUAAGAUAAAAAAGAAAAUACUGAAAGUCUGAGCUCCUUUUUAUUUUUUGGUUUUUUGUUUUGUUUUGUUUGGGGGGAAGGGGGCCGCAAUGGAAUUAUUCCAUAAUGAAUGGAAGUUUUCAUGUUACCAGGUUUUAGCACAGUUAUCUUCCAAGAUUUCUGGAAAGGGAUAUAUUAUAUUGCUUUUGGUGGCAAUUUCUGGAGGCAAUACCAGUUGUAAAAAAAGGUUUGCUCUCUGAUAUUGAACACAUGAAUUAUGUGAGACAGAGAACAUGCAGAUGCCGUUACUGGGCAAGGAACAUGGAGCACUCUCAGUGGAGCAAGAGAUUAAAGUUUUGUUUAAUAGGGUCAUUUACCUCGAAAACCAUGCCAACAUUGUUUCUGUAAAAAUCCGAACAUGUUAAUUAAUGUGAUCAGUGAAUGAAUGCUCUUCUGUCAUGUACUCUGGAUUGCUUUUUGAAGUAGCAAAGUGUGUACGUCUUGUAUAUUAUCUUCGAUUUCACUGAACAAACUACAAAGAUGAAGUGGAUCUCAAAUUGUAGAGUACUGAUGUAGCCACCAGUAUCUUUAUAUAUUUAUCUUUUUAUAUUAUAAAAUUCGGUACCGUACGGUUUUGUAGAAAAUUAUUUUGAAAUAGUUUGUUGAGCUGUUAUACAACCUUCCCUGCGAGCUGUAGACUUUCAGGGCAAUGUGUUCAUAUCGGGAUAUAGUCAUUGUAAAGAUAUUGAGAAGAGUCUAGUGUUUUGUAUAAAGUAUAAAGACUGGCCAAGAGAAACUAACAAUGAAGAGUUUCCUUAACGUAUGAACAAACUGGUCUGGUGUUUGUUGGUUUGAUUUUAUAAGCCAUUGUUAUGUAUAAAACAACUUUUCCAUAUUUAUAUGCGAGACAUUUUAAAUUUUCAAUCUUUUUAAAACAUUUUAUUACUGACAGACCACUUUUUUUUAAAUCCCGCUUUAACUUUGAACAUUUGAAUUUUGAUUUUCUUUGCCUGUAAAGUGCAGAACUUCAGUCGUCCAUAACUCCUGAGAUAACUUGAUGUUGGAAGGCUCAGUAUCUAACCUUGACAAUGUUUAUGUUAGUUUAAAAUUCCCUCUUCCUUUUGCCACACCACACAGAGCUGACAAUCCUCCAGUAUCCCGAAAGCUAAGAAUCUUCUCACUAUUUUUGUAAUGAUUAUUGUAAUUUUUAAUUGUCAUAAAUGAAUUUCCAUGUUUUUGAAAAGGUUUAUUUCCUCCUAGCUAUUCCCUAACUGCUUGCAGUUUUAUUUGAUACAAUAACCACAGGACUUGAUAGUUGAGGGUGAUACUGUCUAUGUAUUGGUUGGCCUGCACAGUUUAUGCUACUGUUAUACUUUUUCUUGUUUUUGUUUUAAGUCGUGAUGUUUAUUUCUCUUAUCUCUAAAUACCAUGCCUGUGAAAUUUUUUUCUCAUAAAUAUAUGCAUAACAAACAGCGAAUCCGAGAAGAAACUAGUGGGUGAGUCUUGUUGAAUGAUUGCUAUAGUAUUCUGUCAAUACAAAGUUCACACUGCAAUAAAAUAAGUUUGAUGACUUUGGAAAACUAAAAUGAAACUUAAAGAAAAAGAUAACCCCUAAAAGCUGUAUCGCAAUAUGUUGAUAAAUUCUCGUGUAUUAAUGGGACUUUUUGAAGAACUACUUAUCUGAAUUGUUUUCCAGUUGUUGUUUUUUUGUGUUUUUUUAAAUUUUGUGAACUGUUGUGGCUGAAUACUGAAACCUGGAAUGGAAGAGUCCUGCCUGAAUAUGUUAAUAUUAUUUCCUCUGUGAAUUUAUUAUUUACAUGACACGAGUUUGUUUUGUUCAGCUUCGUAGUGAGAUAUAUAAGGGGCCAUGGAGACCAGCAUUCAGACUUGUGGGGGGGGGGCACUUGAUGAUGCGACUAUUUUGUGUACUGAAGUCUGUCACAGAGAGCAGCAUUGACAUAUGACAAGACGGCUGUCUCAGCUGGGUCCUGAUUGAGGUAAUUUAGCCAAAGAGCACAUCUCUUGUUAAAAAGUUUUGGAGAAAAGAUUUUAACCCUAUCUUAAUUUCUCUUGCUCUUUCUCGCUCCAACUCUCUCUCAUUUUUUUCUUAAUUUCGAAAAUCUUUUAACCAUUCAUGGCACGAAAUGUACACAUCUUAUAUUUUUGCCCUCCUUUCUUGGUAUCUACCCUCUUUUUUCUGGUAUUUGCCCUCUACCCUGGUGUAUUUUCUUCCUGCUAGCACUAAAUAGCAUAUCUGUACAGGAUAGAUAGGAGACACACUGUUUUUAUAUAUUGGUACAGAAAAUUCUGAAAACUAUCAAUGCUGGAAAGUUUUAUGUAGAGGAUUCUGGGGUCUCGUAGGAAGCUCUCGUUAUUUUUGCAAGUCAUGCCUAUUUUUCAAGUUAAUGCUAUCAAUAAAGAGCUUAAACACUUUCAA
Molecule: messenger RNA, 3082 nt
Organism: Aplysia californica (California sea hare)
Lineage: Eukaryota; Metazoa; Mollusca; Gastropoda; Aplysiida; Aplysiidae
Product: adenylyl cyclase-associated protein 1
Biological process (GO): cell morphogenesis; cytoskeleton organization; regulation of adenylate cyclase activity
Cellular component (GO): cytoplasm
Molecular function (GO): actin binding; adenylate cyclase binding
Source: RefSeq, a predicted model, not a curated record